Messenger RNA from Dicentrarchus labrax (European seabass), 2299 nucleotides. RefSeq names its product solute carrier family 3 member 2a (gene slc3a2a). The record is from RefSeq and is a predicted model, not a curated record. Gene Ontology annotation, biological process: carbohydrate metabolic process; amino acid transport. Lineage: Eukaryota; Metazoa; Chordata; Actinopteri; Moronidae. Bases 156 to 1694 code for a protein of 512 amino acids. The transcript has 11 exons.
GUCGUCCCAUGGUAGGCGGAGAAACCAGGACGACUACAAAUAACAGGCUCAGCCUCUUUACAACAGAUUAGUUCAGACCGAAGGAUAAACGGCCGAGAAACAUAGAAACAAACCCCGACGGAAUAUACGUUGCUUUUUUUUUAACAGAUUUCACCAUGAAUAAGGACACAGAGAUUGACAUGAAGGACGUGGAGCUCAAUGAGGUCGACCCUGAGAAGCAGCCCAUGACAGGCGACGGCCAGGCUGCAGGUGGAGAGAAAAAUGGCAGCGUCAAGCAGAAGGUCCCUGAGGACGAGGUUACAUUCACCGGCCUGUCCAAAGAGGAGCUGAUGAAGGUUGCUGGCACUCCAGGAUGGGUGCGAACCCGCUGGGUGCUUCUUGUCCUGUUUUGGCUGGGCUGGAUAGGCAUGCUGGCUGGAGCCAUAGUGAUCAUAGUCCAGGCCCCGCGCUGCAAACCCAUCCCUACAAUGAACUGGUGGAACGAAGGACCUAUGUAUCAGAUAUCUGACACUGACGCUUUCGCUGAAGGAAUUGCAGGUGUUGAGGCAAAGUUGGACAACAUAAACCAGUUGAAGGUGAAAGGCCUGGUUCUUGGCCCUCUUCACACUGUUCAGCCCAACCAGCUGAACACCCUGAAUCUCAAAGAGAUCAACCCGACCCAGGGAUCCCUGGAAGCCCUGGUCGCUGUGCUGGAAAAGGCUCACAAGAAGGGCAUUUCUGUGGUCCUUGAUCUGACUCCAAAUUACGCGGGAGAUAAUCCCUGGUUCAACGCUGAUAAUGUUGAUGAUGUGCUAGAGAAAGUCACGGCUGCAGCGGAGUACUGGCUGAAUUUGGGUGUUGAUGGCAUCAAGAUAUCUGACCUCAGUCUUGCCUCCACCUCUGUUGAUUGGUCAAAGCUGCAGGCUGCUUUUCAGAGCAACAGCACUGAGGACACCAAGAAGAGGCUGCUGAUGGGUGUGGUUCAGAGCAUUUCGGCUGCAGAGGUGUCACAGCUCGUCAAUACCACGGGUGUAGAUCUUAUCCUGUCUGACCUGCUCAGCAGCAAUAAAGAAGGUGUGAAGUAUAUCGAGGCCAUGAACAUCCUUAAUCUUCAGCAGAGAAGUGUGGGCUGGGGUCUUGGUGCAACCAAAAACAACCAGCUGUCUAAAGAGGCAGUCACUACGGGCCUGAAACGUCUCUACCAGCUCCUGCUGUUCACCAUGCCUGGAACCCCGGUGUUUACGUAUGGAGAUGAGAUCGGCCUUCAGGCAACUCAGGAUUCACAAUCUCCUAAGAUGGUUUGGGACAUAGAGAAGGAACCUACUGAAGGAGCUGCUGUCAACGAGACUACUGAGGCUGAGCGAAAGGAGCGCGUCGAUUUAAGGAAGUGGUUCAUAUCCCUCAGCGACCUGCGAGGCAAAGAGCGCUCUCUCCUCCACGGCGACUAUUACCCUCUCUACUCCUCCGCCUCCUCCCUCUCUUUCCUCCGUCUGUGGGACCAGAGCGACAGAUACGUAACAGCUGUCAACUGGGGAUCAGCAGCUGAGACGCUCACACUCAAACUGGCACCAACAGAAGGAGUAGAGUUGCCAGAAACAGCCACGGUGGUGCUUUCAACUGACGAAGAGCUGACAGUAGACUCCACCGUUAACUUGGACGAAAUUUCCCUGAAAGCCGGACAAGCAGUCCUGCUGAAGUUCCCCUAUACAGGCUAAAGAUGGCGCCAAAUAAUAGGAAAGCUACCUGCAGAUUAAACUUGGUUUAAAAAAAAAACACCCAUAAAUCAAUCCUAAUCCGUAGGAAUGAUAGGAAUGGCAAACAAUGCAAGUCAUUUCUUUUUACAACAAGCAAUAGGACUUUAUAUGUGUUUAUUUAGUCAGAAUAUAAAUUAAUUUGGUCAAAGUCUUUCUGAGUCUUUUGGUUUUUAUAACCUGUUGGGGUUUUUUUAAACUUUUAUUGGGGGUUUUGGUGCUAAGAAAAAAUACAGCAACCAUGGACAUGCACUCAUCAAUUGAGCAUUUUGUUCUUUUGUGAUCUUUUAUUGUUGACCGUCUGUACAUCGUCCAGAUAUGUGAAAGACAUUCCAUUCUUGUUCUUUGGGCAUUCCUUUAGCUGUUUUAAAUUAUACAUUUUAAGAAAUUCUGUUUUAAUGAGCUUUCUUUUUGGGCCCUUUUUUUUUUUUUCUCACAGAAAGACAUUUAUAGCACAGGAAAAACAAGAUAACUUUAAAAACGAGUGCUAGUAAACAACCGCUACGAAUGGCAUCAAGUCUGUCAGGUGAAGUGAAUUGGAAAUGAAUAAACAGAAAGUUCUGUACCGA